Messenger RNA from Drosophila bipectinata, 1578 nucleotides. Lineage: Eukaryota; Metazoa; Arthropoda; Insecta; Diptera; Drosophilidae. The record is from RefSeq and is a predicted model, not a curated record.
AUGUUGAUCAGGACUUUGGCGUUAAUCGUUUUGCUAGCUGGGCAAGGCUGGUGUGACUUAAAGCUUCCAAUUCGCAAUUUGGAAAAUAUACUUUCAUCUUUAAAUGCGGGAGGAGGCGGUCCUCGUCCUGGUUCUGGUCAUAAAACCAGCUCCAAAGCUGGCUACGAUGCCUAUUUGAAUGGUUACAUCAGCUAUCUUCAGUGGCAGCAGUAUUACCAAUCCCUAGCAGCUUACGAGUUGUACGCGAUGUAUUAUAAUCCUUACGGAUAUGGACCUUACCCAGGGCAUUACCCAGGUCCUUACCCAGGUCCUUACCCAGGGCCUAAUCCACCACCACCCACAACCACCACUACAACAACCACCCCAGCACCUGACACAUCAUCAUCCACCAGCUCUACUCCUACAACCUCCACGGCACUACCCACCACAACCGGACCAGUUACCACUUCAACGGCAGUGGCUCCAACAGAUACUGAUACCACCUCUACCGCUGUGGCUCCUACGAAUUCAGACACCACUUCAACAGCUGUACCGACCACAACCGGACCUAUAACCACAUCUACAGCGGUAGCUCCUUCAAAUUCUGAGACCACAUCUACGGCUGUGGCUCCUACAGACUCUGAGACCACAUCCACAGCAGUGGCCUCGCAAGCAACCACUACGCCAUCACCCACAACUUCCACUGCAGUGGCUCCUCAAAAUACAGAUACUACAUCCACGGCAGUUAUACCAAACCAGGCAGAUAGCUUAUACCUUCGAGACUAUACCACGCCUAGACCCUCCUACUUUGUGCCCAGCUCGUUGAUCAGUCCCUACACCGUGCAUCGUAUUAAUCCCCAACAGAUCUACAUUCCAAACUCUGGAGCAUCAGCCUCAGCUUCAGCUUCAGCCCAGCGUAUUCCUGUUUUCAUACCAUUUGAUCCAAUAUAUGAAGGAACCCAGUUUGAUCCUUACUACCAGUUUGUGGGAGUUGUAUCCCAGGACUCCGGGCCAGAAAACAUCCGUACGGCCUUACCCUUGCUCUAUUUGCUGGCAUAUCCGGGUGCCGUGCCACAAAUUGGGGCACCCCUGCCAGGAAUCCCAAUUCGGAGACCACAAGACGAAAUACCAGUACGAAGUCCACAGGUUGAUACAACUGCCAGCAAUGGAAAUAUGAAAUUGCCGCUGUCCGAUGAAGCCCCAAGCUCUCAGCAGACAAAUAACAUUGUACGGGAGCAGUUUCUGCAGGGCAUUCUUCAGGGCUUGCAGCAGUCGGGCCCUGGAACGAUUAGCCCCACAAUUUCACCCGCUGUGCUGGCGGACUUUCUCGCCCAAGCCACCACCACCACUACCCGAAAGCCCUCAGUGGAAAAAGAUGCCAACGGGUCUGAUAACGAUGAGGACUACGACUACAUAGAUUUUAAGAACGGGUCGCGCAUCAAAUACGACAUCGACGAGCCCGUGAACAAAGUGCUUCAGCCAACUUCAAAGCCAACCGCUUCAACUGGUCCUGCGAAACCUUCUAGUGUCCUUUAUUACAGACGCCCAACAAAUUACGUCUACUAUAGACCAGUCUACGUGCCCUACCGCUUGGGCUAG